AAGAAAAAAUUGAAGAGCGAGACCUGCUGUCCGACCUGCAGGACAUCAGUGACAGUGAGAGGAAAACCAGCUCGGCAGAGUCCUCCUCAGCAGAGUCGGGCUCAGGCUCGGAGGAGGAGGAGGAAGAGGAGGAGGAGGAGGAAGAGGAGGGAAGCACCAGCGAGGAGUCAGAAGAGGAAGAGGAGGAGGAGGAGGAAGAGGAGGAGGAGGAGGAGGAGGAGACGGGGAGCAACUCUGAGGAGGCCUCCGAGCAGUCUGCAGAAGAGGUGAGCGAGGAAGAGAUGAGCGAUGGCGAAGAGCAGGAGAAUGAGAACCACGUCAUGGUCGUUCCAGAGUCACGAUUUGACCGAGACUCGGGGGACAGUGAAGAAGGGGAAGAAGUGGGUGAGGGGACCCCACAGAGCAGCGCCCCAACUGAGGGUGACUAUGUGCCUGACUCCCCAGCCCUGUCACCUAUCGAGCUCAAGCAGGAGCUGCCUAAGUACCUGCCGGCCCUGCAGGGCUGCCGCAGUGUGGAGGAGUUCCAGUGUCUGAACAGAAUCGAGGAAGGCACCUAUGGGGUGGUCUACAGAGCGAAGGACAAGAAGACAGAUGAAAUUGUGGCUCUGAAGCGGUUAAAGAUGGAAAAGGAAAAGGAGGGCUUCCCGAUCACUUCUCUGAGAGAGAUCAACACCAUCCUCAAGGCCCAGCACCCCAACAUCGUUACUGUCAGGGAGAUCGUCGUGGGCAGCAACAUGGACAAGAUCUACAUCGUGAUGAACUACGUGGAGCAUGACCUCAAGAGCCUGAUGGAGACCAUGAAGCAACCCUUCCUGCCAGGGGAGGUGAAGACACUCAUGAUCCAGCUACUGCGUGGAGUGAAACACCUGCACGACAACUGGAUCUUGCACCGGGACCUCAAGACGUCUAACCUGCUGCUGAGCCACGCCGGUAUCCUUAAGGUGGGUGACUUCGGGCUGGCUCGGGAGUAUGGCUCACCCCUGAAGGCCUACACCCCUGUCGUGGUGACUCUGUGGUACCGCGCUCCAGAACUGCUGCUGGGUGCCAAGGAGUAUUCCACAGCUGUGGACAUGUGGUCUGUGGGCUGCAUCUUCGGGGAGCUGCUGACACAGAAGCCCUUGUUCCCCGGCAAGUCAGAAAUCGAUCAGAUCAACAAAGUGUUUAAGGACCUGGGGACCCCCAGCGAGAAAAUCUGGCCAGGGUACAACGACCUCCCUGCAGUGAAGAAGAUGACCUUCAGCGAGUACCCCUACAACAACCUCCGCAAGCGCUUUGGGGCCUUGCUGUCAGACCAAGGCUUCGACCUCAUGAACAAGUUCCUGACCUACUUCCCCGGGAGGAGGAUCAACGCAGAAGACGGCCUGAAGCACGAGUAUUUCCGCGAGACCCCGCUCCCCAUCGACCCCUCCAUGUUCCCCACGUGGCCUGCCAAGAGCGAGCAACAGCGAGUGAAGCGUGGCACGAGCCCGCGGCCCCCCGAGGGCGGCCUGGGCUACAGCCAGCUGGGUGAUGACGACCUGAAGGAGACGGGCUUCCACCUCACCACCACCAACCAGGGCGCCUCGGCGGCCGGGCCUGGCUUCAGCCUCAAGUUCUAGCGGUGUGCACCACCACGCCCAGGGCGGGGC
Octodon degus (degu) is the source of this 1628-nucleotide messenger RNA. RefSeq names its product cyclin-dependent kinase 11B. The record is from RefSeq and is a predicted model, not a curated record. The coding region runs from base 282 to 1598 and encodes 438 amino acids. Gene Ontology annotation, molecular function: cyclin-dependent protein serine/threonine kinase activity; ATP binding. Lineage: Eukaryota; Metazoa; Chordata; Mammalia; Rodentia; Octodontidae. Gene Ontology annotation, biological process: regulation of mitotic cell cycle; protein phosphorylation. Gene Ontology annotation, cellular component: nucleus. The transcript has 14 exons.